Molecule: messenger RNA, 1170 nt
Organism: Aegilops tauschii subsp. strangulata
Lineage: Eukaryota; Viridiplantae; Streptophyta; Magnoliopsida; Poales; Poaceae
Product: probable glutathione S-transferase GSTF1
Biological process (GO): glutathione metabolic process
Cellular component (GO): cytoplasm
Molecular function (GO): glutathione transferase activity; glutathione binding
Source: RefSeq, a predicted model, not a curated record
UGCAUUCCCACCCACCUACCGUUCUCCUUCCUCACCUCUGACCUCGUCUCUCAGCUCCUGUACUGUCCGAUACUUAUAGGCAUUAGAAACAGAGCUGCUUUUAAAAAAACAGAGCCUGCUAAAUUACCACAGAGAGAGAGAGAGAGAGAUGGGCGGUGCCGUGAAGGUGUACGGGGUGGGGGCGUCUCCGUUCGUGGCGACGGUGCUGUUGUGCCUGGAGGAGACGGGCGCAGACUACGAGCUCGUCCCCCUCGACAUGGCGGCGCGAGAGCAGAGGACUGAGCACCACCUCUCCCGAAACCCUUUCGGCAAGAUCCCAGUGUUGGAGGACGGAGAGCUGACACUCUUCGAAUCGCGCGCGAUUUCUCGGUACGUGCUCCGCAAGUACGCAUCGCCAGGAACCAAGGCCACCGAUCUCCUAGGAGAAUCCAGCGUCGAGGAAUCAGCCAUGGUGGACGUGUGGACGGAGGUGGAGGCCCACCAGUACCAGCCGGCCAUCGAACACAUCGUCCAGCAGUGCGUCAUCCUGCCGUUCAUCGGCGGCUCGCGAGACCAGGUCGUCGUCGACGAGAGCGUCGGGAAGCUGGAGAAGGUCCUCGACGUGUACGAGGCGCGGCUGUGGACGCACGCAUACCUCGCUGGAGAUUUCUUCAGCCUCGCCGACCUCGUCCACUUCGGUAUUACCUACUACCUGGUGGCCGGCACCGAGUACGCGACGCUGCUGGAGUCGCGCGCGAACGUGUGGGCGUGGUGGGGGCGGAUCAUGGCCAGGCCGUCGGUGAAGAAGGUGGCGCCGUUAAUCCACCUCUGGUUGAAGCCGUCUUCGUCUGCUUAAAUUUUUGUAUUGCAAUUCUAUUUUGCUAGCUUACCAACCUGACCGCUUGGUCUUCGUCUGGUAAACCGAACAUCGUACAUUCAGUCUACUAGAAUUAUAUAUGCGCGCCUUGCUGCGCGGUUCUAUUUUCCUAUCGUUAUUUGUUCGAUUGCUAAUUCACGAAUAGAUUCCUUGCUGCCCUAUUUGCGGGUCAGGGGUUGUUGUUCAUUUCAGGGGCCUUUUGUGUUUUGGCUUCCAUAAUUUUGGGGUGAGAACACUCUUUAUUGUAUUGCAGUAUAUGGUCAGAUGCUAAGACACAUCAUCAUUUAGUUGGUAGGAUAUUACUCAUCUUUUUA